This is a messenger RNA of Archocentrus centrarchus (flier cichlid), 2219 nucleotides long. It is a transcript of the gene zic6, whose product is annotated as zic family member 6. Gene Ontology annotation, biological process: regulation of transcription by RNA polymerase II. Gene Ontology annotation, molecular function: RNA polymerase II cis-regulatory region sequence-specific DNA binding; DNA-binding transcription factor activity, RNA polymerase II-specific. The transcript has 2 exons. Bases 16 to 1599 code for a protein of 527 amino acids. Gene Ontology annotation, cellular component: nucleus. The record is from RefSeq and is a predicted model, not a curated record. NCBI's taxonomy places the organism in Eukaryota, Metazoa, Chordata, Actinopteri, Cichliformes, Cichlidae.
AACUCACAACAAAACAUGACAAGCCUUUCGAGGUUUAGUGGCUGCCCUCUCUCUUGCGUCAACCCCGGGGAGAGCAAUACUGAACACAGCGUGGUGCUGCCACCUUUGGCAGGAGAGCACAUGGGACACCCCACUGGCAGUUCCUUAAAACUCUGCCCCUCGCACAAUUUGCGAGACUACCCAGAGACGAGGUCCAGUGCAUAUGUUGACCAUUCGGUUCACAAUUUUUCAGACUCUGGAUACCCCAGUCACCGGUUAGAGCACAGCCCUAGGGGCAUUAUCAUUGGAGCCAAUCUUUCUGGAGCCGGCAUGCCACCCGUCACUGAUCAACUGGCAUCAAGACCUAACCAACAUGGAGGGAUUGGACGCUAUCGUGACUUUCCUGGCUGCAGAGACAACAGAAGCCACACUUUUUUCACAAGUUAUCAGGAGCAGGCCCAUGCCUCCACCGACGCAUCUCGAGAUCUCGGCAGCCAGAUGAUGCUGGGUCUACCUGGCGACCUCCUCACCCGGACUCAUCCUUACGGCCAAACUAUCAGCCCCAAGGGAAACAGCCAGCAACUUGUCACUCAGUUCUUGGGUCUGUACAAACCCCUGAACAUGGCAAUUCAGCGUGGAGGAGGAGACGCUUUCCUCAGGUGCUCAAAACAAACAGUAAAGCAUGAGCUGGUGUGCAAGUGGAGUGACGGCCAAGAGGGGGCUGGAAAAAUGCCUUGCUCCAGAGCCUUCGGAACCAUGUAUGAACUUGUCACCCAUGUGACAGUGGAGCAUGUCGGAGGACCUGAGCACUCUGAAUAUGUGUGUCACUGGGAGAAUUGUGUGAGAGACAGGAAGCCUUUCAAAGCCAAAUACAAGCUGGUCAACCACGUCAGGGUCCACACAGGGGAAAAGCCAUUUCCCUGCCCAUUUCACGGCUGUGAGAAAGUUUUUGCAAGAUCAGAAAAUCUAAAGAUCCACAAGAGGACUCACACAGGUGAAAAACCUUUUAAAUGUGAGUUCGAGGGCUGCAACCGGAGGUUUGCGAAUAGCAGCGACAGAAAGAAGCAUUCACAUGUGCAUUCCAGUGAUAAACCCUACAUGUGCAAGGUCAGGGGCUGCGACAAGUGUUACACCCACCCAAGCUCCCUGCGAAAGCAUAUGAAGCUUCACUGCAACAAGACCCAAGUCGCCAAAGACAGCGACGCGCGUCCUGGUGGUGAGGGUCACAUUGCGGAGGGCAGGUCAAACCGAGUCUCGGAUGGAGCCCAGAUCAGCCCCCCUCAUCCACCCACCUCAACUCAAGAUGUCCCCCUGUCCCCAGAGAGUCGAGACGAGUCGACCCCGAGGUCGCGUUUCCAUCACACGUUUGACAGCAGUUUGGACUACUCGACACACAGGUCACAGCCCCUCUUGGACCCUUUGUUGUUACAGAGAGGCAGCUACAGGCCCCAGUCCUCCCAGUACCCCUGCGGCCAGACAGGUCACACUUUUGCCCAGAGCUCAAGGACUUUCUCCCCCGCUUCUUCCUUUCAGAAGAGUAUUGUUAAUGGAUGGUACACAUGCCACAGCGGCGUGGACUCUUUCCCACCAAAGCAAUGUAAUAACAUCCCGUCUCUCUGAGGUGUUGUUGGGACACAUAUAGGCGGCUCAGAGUUUUUGGGCCUAUUUUUUCAUGUUGUAGCUCCAACUUAAAGCUAUUACUCUCUGUACUUUCGUGAAUGUUGUAUUAAAUAUUUUGCGUGACGUCCUCAGUUAUACUAUUGACUGUUCAUUGGAAAUGUGGCAAGCUUUAUUUGUUGUUGUGAGGCCUGUUUGGGUUUGGCUUACAGCCUGUACAUGUCCCUACAGUGGGUUAUAGGAACCGUUAUGUGUAUUUCUUGUUUUCGUUGUGUUGCGUAAGUAUUGAAGAUGUCUAUCUUUAAGUGGGACAAAAAAUGACUAAGGAUUUUAUGGAAACCUGCGUGUUGAUUAGUCUAUUCUGAACAUUGAAUCUUUUAAGUAAAAGGAUGUGUCUUGCUGAAUGUAGCCCUGACUGUAAGGGGGUCCUUCUUGAAUGUAAACUAGUGUAAUGUAUGUCAGGAUGAAUAGAAAUAUUAUCAUGACUUAUGUAUGUUGCAAGAUAAAAUAAAUAUCAGAUUUUUUUUAACCCCCUCAAGUUACAUUUUGAGGUUUAACAAGCCUGCGUGACGGUCCAGGAGCAUGAUUUGUAAUUAAAGUACCGCGAGGCUCAGUAGUUUAUU